AAAAGCUCUAAGAUAUCGCCGCCUCUCGAAAACCUAACUAAGCUAUCUUCUCAACUUGUCUCCAAUGGAGGGAUCCACGAUCAAAGGGGUGAGUCUGCUGACAUUGAACGAAAGUGAUUCUAAGAAAACCAGACCAAGAAAACGCGACAUUGGGAGGAUUCGCGUAAUGGGAUAUAGCACUGAGCUUCCCGGUGAUGAUGUGGAAAGCUCGUUGAGAAAACAUUUCUCUUCAUGUGGAGAGAUCACAGAUGUUUGUGUGCUCGUACUCGAUAAUAAUAUUCUCAACAGUUUUGGAUUUAUUUAUUUUCUGGGAGGACAAGGCACAGUUGACAAGGCGAUGCAACUUAGUGGAACUGACGUUGGAGGAUGGAAUGUGAUUGUUGAGCCUUAUCCUUUUGGGGAAGAUGCUGACUGGUAACACAUAUAGUUUUAUUUUUGGUAUUUUUUUUCUUUCAAUAGCUGAGAGCCAUGGUGAGCCAUUGGCUUGAAAGGCGCCUUGUUUUUUUCUGGUUAAAAACACUACUUUGACCGAACCCUUCAAACGUCUUUGAACCCUAUCACCUACUUUGACUACCAUUUAAAUAUCUUUUAAAACAUUUACGACUUUGAUCCUUAAAGCUUUAGUUGUUGUUGGAUUUGAACAAUUGGAUUUAGUUUUUCAAGUUCUUUGUAUUGGUGUUUUGGAUUUUAUCAAUGUAUAUAUAGCUAACUAUAUAUACUAGUGUGUAUAAGACUAGUCAUGCAUUUCUAAGUUACAGCUCUGUAUUACUAACCCACGUUUGAUGCAUCUUAAUAUAAAACGUAACUUUCAAGAUGUGUUUGAUUAUAUAUUUAUCCAUAUUAUUGCAGGGACCCUAUUGCCAUUGUUCAAGGAUAUGACACUUGUCUUGGGAAAACUGAUAUCAAGAGAAUGUUGUUUGAUCACUUCUCUUCAUGUGGACAGAUCAAGGAUAUCAAGUUUCACAAGAGGUUUGUGCAUUGCUUGCUUCAUCCCUUUUAUUGAAGCAAAUGCCUAACUUGUCUUUGUUUUGAUUGUUUACAGCAGCAUUGGUGUAGCUUCUGUGUCUCUUUAUGGAGAAGGUGCAGAAGACAAGGUGUAAGCUCAGAGAUCUGGAGCUUGACAUGCUGGUGCAUUGACACAGAGAGAGUGUUGAUUGACAUGGUUCUUUGGAGUAUGGCUUGGACAUAUUCAAAGAUUGUUGAAGUUUGGCGUGUUGCUGUUGUGUUACACAUGGACGAUAAUGCGUAACACAUCGACGUGGACAGAAGAAACUAAGACGUGAUGACGUGGAGAGUUCCCAUUGGCUGAUCUUGUUUGGACGUGAUUUACAACUAGAAGAUCUUCAGAUCACAAAUUGGAAGACUUGGUGAUGCUGAUUUUUAGGAAAAGAGAUAUUGCACAAUUGAAAAGAAUUGGUAGCAAUAUAUAGGAAAGCUUAGACUUAGGAUUAAGUCAAGCUUUCAACGUUAUAUUCUCACAGAAACACAAACAAGAGUUUUGGGGUUUCGGGAAGUGAGUGAUUUGUAAACGUGAUCAACAGGGGUUGGUUCAAGCAAAGGGUAGAUUAAGAAUUGGUCCGUGACAAGCCGCGUGUGGCGUUGUGUAAUUCGGAUUAGACAAGUCUUCGUAAAAGACUGUUUAAGUGAUUCUUAAUAAAGAGACAGUUGGUCUUUAAUUCGUGUGCAGAGGUUACUGAGAUUCGUGUUCACAAGAGGAGCAUUGGUGCAGCUGUUGUAGAGCUUUAUGGAGAAGAUGCUGAACAAAAGGUGAUGGAUCUUGAUGGGAGCAUCAUGGUAGGCCGCAAAAUAAGUGUUAAGCUUUAUACUGCGCCGACUGUUUACAGUGUCCACCCUCGUCGUCGACGUAACCGUAAUUAUUAUCCAGUUACAUUGUGUUUUGAUUCUUGAUUCCUGCUUCCUCUUAACCAAGCCUAGGAUGACUUCUCAAGAGUAGAAAAGCUCUCUGAUCUACUGUGAGAAGGCAAAGACAAGCUCCAUGUUGUUUGUAUCUUUCUGAAAUAAAUGCAACCUUUUACUCUAUUACUUUUAUAUGUUUUUUUCUGGAUUUUAAAAUAAACUAUGAUCAUCAUCUGCUUUCA
Brassica napus (rape) is the source of this 2099-nucleotide messenger RNA. Its product is annotated as nucleolin 1-like. Lineage: Eukaryota; Viridiplantae; Streptophyta; Magnoliopsida; Brassicales; Brassicaceae. Gene Ontology annotation, molecular function: nucleic acid binding. The transcript has 5 exons. The record is from RefSeq and is a predicted model, not a curated record. Bases 65 to 418 code for a protein of 117 amino acids.